Messenger RNA from Rosa rugosa (rugosa rose), 982 nucleotides. Its product is annotated as lipid phosphate phosphatase epsilon 2, chloroplastic-like. Gene Ontology annotation, cellular component: endoplasmic reticulum membrane; intracellular membrane-bounded organelle. NCBI's taxonomy places the organism in Eukaryota, Viridiplantae, Streptophyta, Magnoliopsida, Rosales, Rosaceae. Gene Ontology annotation, molecular function: dolichyldiphosphatase activity. The record is from RefSeq and is a predicted model, not a curated record. The transcript is spliced from 4 exons. Gene Ontology annotation, biological process: lipid biosynthetic process; protein N-linked glycosylation. Bases 231 to 797 code for a protein of 188 amino acids.
CCCCCUGAAAACGUUUAAAAUGGCUGUUGAUGGGUGAGUUUCAGUCUCUCCACUCCGCUCAACAUGUCAUAAACAACCACCAUUAAUCACCAACCCAGCCUCCAACUCUUUAUCUGCGUUCUUGCAUCCUCAAGUCAUUGAAAAACUCGUCUCCCUGGAGAUUUUGUGCCUUGGAAUUGUUCUUCUCCUUGGGUAGAUUAGUCCUCAAGAAAGCUGCACCAAACAGAGUCAUGGCUUCCAGCAUCAUUGUUGAGCUGAUUAAUUUGCCUAAUGGCGACAUAGUGCUUGAACAGGAAAACUAUAAUUCUGACCUCGAAACCACUGUUGACCGAUUGAGCAAGUGGCUUGUACCUGGACUUUUUGCUGUUGGAAUACUAUGUAGGCAUGAUGCAGAAGCUAUGCGGGCUGCCGUGGGGUAUUUGGCGAAUACUAUGCUCGCUAUCAUGAUCAAACGAAUACUGACUCAACUCACUCAAGAGAGACGUGCAGCCUCUGGUGUAUCUGAGCUUGGAGUGCCGUCUUUGCAUGCGCAAUCUAUCUUCUACAUUGUUAUAUUUGCCAUUUCUUCAGUUGUGCAUUCUCUAGGGAUAACUGUGAUCACGCUGACCAUGAGUGGAUUUGCAUUGGCAUUUAGCUCAUAUCUUUCAUGGAUACCAGUCUCACAUCGACUUCAUACUCUGAGCCAAGUGAUUGUGGGUGGUACCCUUGGGACCAUUUUCUCCAUUCUAUGGUACUGGUCAUGGAAUGUCGCUGUGCACGAACCAUAUGUAUUUCGACUUCUGGGUUCAAAUAGUUAGUUUGCCAGAUUGCAAAGCAUUUCUUUUAUAUGUAAUUCGGUAUUGGAUUAGAGAUGAACGAUGAAGUAUGUAAAUUGAUAUAUAUUGAUAGCAAGAUGAAGAUGCCACUUUGUCUCCAGGUCUAGCACAUAUGGACCUCAUGUAAUGCUUUUCAAUUAAUCCAAUAUGCAUGGGAUUGAGCCUUC